Molecule: messenger RNA, 321 nt
Organism: Arctia plantaginis
Lineage: Eukaryota; Metazoa; Arthropoda; Insecta; Lepidoptera; Erebidae
Source: the annotation of a GenBank genome assembly
AUGUCUACUUUACAGUUCCGUACACUUCUCGGAAGAAACUUGAUUGGCACUUUUACGAGCAGAAGGAAGAGGGUAUCGAACUUGCCAUCUUUUGUAUGCAAAAGACCAAAAGUUGAUAGCCCGCAGAAGGCAAAGUAUGGUCUUCCAGAUGAUCUACGGCUUUCAGACGUUGGAUCCCACCUCCCCGGUCCACUAGACUCUUACAGACGAUGCAGGGCUUGCAGCAGCAAUGCUAACAGCAAAAAAUCGAAGAUACAGUGCAUACGAUGCGAGGUAGCCCUAUGUAUUGUUCCAUGUUUUGCCAACUUCCACAAGCCGUAG